Plasmodium malariae is the source of this 849-nucleotide messenger RNA. Its product is annotated as fam-l protein. The transcript is spliced from 2 exons. The record is from RefSeq and is a predicted model, not a curated record. NCBI's taxonomy places the organism in Eukaryota, Apicomplexa, Aconoidasida, Haemosporida, Plasmodiidae. The coding region runs from base 1 to 849 and encodes 282 amino acids.
AUGGAACAAAAAAUAAAGUCACUACUAUUUAUUAAAAUUGCUACAUUUAUCAUUUUAACUUGGAUAUAUCAUUUAUACUAUGACAUCGAGACGUUUAAGAAGUAUUUUAUCGUGAAAUACAUGUAUGAUAGAAAAUUAUAUAUGCGAAAUUAUCGAUCCCUAGCUAAAUUUGAAAAAGAUAAGGAUUCAAAUAUUGCAUGGUUAAAAGAAAAGAUAUCAAAUAAUGGAAUGUAUGAAAAUAAAGAUAUAUGUUAUAAUGAGAUGAGGAACUUAGGAAAAAGCGAACGAUCAAAUAGAAAUUCAGGAAAAAGUACGGGAGAGAAUAAACAAGUUAUGAAAAAUAAUUCUUGUAUAUUUGAAACAAAAAAAUAUUCUCGUUCUGAAAAAAAAAUAUUCAAAGAACUUGAUUUUGAGAAUUUCCUUAAAAAAAACAGGACAAUUAGUAAUAAGUUGUACAACAAAAUUAUACGUAAAAAAUAUGGAUUGCGACUUUCUUUACCCUUAAUAUUUUUAUUGUUUUUAUCAACAUCCCUCUUAUUAGAAUUUUGGGGAUUAGGACUUGUAAGUUUAUUGUGUUAUAUAUUGAAUAUCAUUAAACCUGGAUGCUUAAGAAAAAUACAUAAUUUGUUGGAAAUGUCUCCUUUUAAAGAGUUUUUCAAAUCUAUAGAUACAAUAAAAGUGACGGUGCGAAAUACUAGUAAGGAUGUUCACUUUUAUGUAACUGGUUUUUUUGGUAUUUUUAUCUAUUUAUUACCUUUUAUAUUAUUCGGUGUUACACUUAUAUUAAAGAUUUUUUACUACCAUAAGAAAGUUAAAAAAUAUCAAAAAAUUAAGAUCAGAAAAAGAUAA